Messenger RNA from Fopius arisanus, 4170 nucleotides. RefSeq names its product ubiquitin-protein ligase E3C. Gene Ontology annotation, molecular function: protein binding; ubiquitin protein ligase activity. NCBI's taxonomy places the organism in Eukaryota, Metazoa, Arthropoda, Insecta, Hymenoptera, Braconidae. Gene Ontology annotation, biological process: protein polyubiquitination; ubiquitin-dependent protein catabolic process. The record is from RefSeq and is a predicted model, not a curated record. The coding region runs from base 474 to 3680 and encodes 1068 amino acids. The transcript is spliced from 2 exons.
UUACAACUCACGUACGAAGUACAUAACCCUGACACAAACACCCUCAUCGUUGAAGCCAUUACUGUUAUCAAUGAUAGUCCCGUAAGUGCACACACCUAGACUCCCUAACCAUAAUUAAAAAACGUCAUCGUCAUUUUCCCGAAAAUUCACGAAUCGCCCAUGACUUCACUAUAUCCAUUAGUGGACGUCCCUUUAACCUAACUCUCAGACUGAGUGCUGCAAAACGAAAAAUCGAGUGAACUCAAUGAAAAAAAAUCCGUCACCCCAAAAAAGAUAGCUCCAAACGACCAAUUGAAUGUCAAUAAACAAUCAGAAAAAUCAGAUUGAAUAGAAGAUUGAGACUAACCAAAAUUACCUGGAAUAAAUGAACAAUCAGUGAAAGAGUGUGAUUUUCCCACAAUGUCAUUAACUUGUAAAACCUCAAGGUGGUGUUAACAACCGAUAAAAAAAAAUUAUCACUCUGGUGAUGCAAAAUGUACAGUUUCGAGGGUGAUUAUCGUCGCAGACCCCAGCAGAAUUUGGCUGGUGCUAGUCGGAGGGAUGAGAAAGCAGCUCUGCUCCAGCAUGCCCAACUGGAACGUAAUAAACGUGAGCAACAACGUAAACGUCAGAAUGCAGCCCUGAAGAUUCACGCCCAAACCCGGAGUUACCUGGUGCGCCAAUCGGCAAAGAGAAACUGCAGAAUUGAAUUCGACAGGGCCAGGGCCCAGGUUCAGAGUAAACUCCAGGUGAACGAUCUAAUACCGUACAUAAGAACCCUUUUAUUUUUCUACGAUGCCAAGAUUGAUUAUGAGAGGCUCAUCUGGCUUCUGGAGCACAUUCUAUCGAACAAGGAGAAAAUCCUCAACAGAUACAGCAAUACGGACUGGCUCUGGCGACUUCGGUGGAUUCUCAAGUUGUGUUUACAGUUUAUUGUCGAGAUAACCAAUAUCAACAGACAAAUAUCGACAGCCCUGCCCUUGAGAGUUCUCGAGAGUUUCAUAAAUGACACACAAGCCACGAAGAAUAAUAAUGAUACCUGCAGAAAUCACCUGAGGGAUAUUCUUAAGUAUUUGGUACUGAAUUCGUACUUCUGGAAUGUCAAGAAGCUCCUUGAGGAGAGCAUUCCACCAUUGGACGAGUCCACGUCGACACCUCCAACUCCCAGAGUCAAAUGUUACUUUGACCUGAUAAAACAGCCUCUGGUCCUCUCCACAGACACCAAAUACGACAACGAUUUUGCAAUGAUUGUUAUCAAGGAGUUUGUCAAUACUAUUCUCGUCCCCAGGAUGUCGGAUCCUGUGAGAUUAUUCCUGAUACCAUCAUUGUCAGAGCUCUCGAGUUUUCCAUAUGCCGAGUUAAUAUGCUGCAUCAAUAGACUGGAGAUUGUUCCUACCCGGAGUCUUCUGUACGCGGUGUUAUCACUGGAGCCCACGAAUUUUAAUCCCUCGUCGUCUGACACUGUCCUGGUAAAUUAUAUCCAGGUCCUCGCCUCCCUGACAUCCACAACCCUGGGACCACUGCCCUCAGAGACUCCUGCCAAUGAUAUUGUGGAGGACGAUGACAUGAGUAUCUCUGACACUGAGGCGGUUAUGGUGGAUCAGAGUCAGGUGGAGAUAAUGCUCCAGUGUAUAAAAAUGUUAAAUGAGGACGACAGAGUUCACAGGAUUCUCACGUCUCUGGACAAGAGUGAGGAUCAGGCUAUGCUCCAGUCCCUCUGUCAACUCUGUCACAAUCUCCUGAGAACUGACAAGCUCGCGUCUCACAAGUACAAACUCCUGUACAUGCUGGCAUUCAAACCAGAAUUUGUGAGGAGACUCUGGAGUGCGCUGAUUACCACGAAACAGACGUCAAUAUUCGGUGGUGGAUCCACUCCACUCGUUCAGAUAAUGUCCAGGGGUAUAGCACCAACAGCUGAGGACUCAAAAAACAUAGCUUCCUUGAUUGCUGUCUUCUGUUCACUCUUCAGUCUGCUAAUAGCCACGCUCCACGACUCGGAAUUUUUCACAGAGGCCAAGGAGACCUCCAUGGAGGAUGAGGAGCCUGAGAACGAGAGGACAGCAAUGCCCUUCACAACCGGUGAGCUCGUGCCGCUCUCGGAUUAUUUGAAAGGCGUUUGUCUGGGACUCGUGGAGUUGGCCUUCCCCGACUGUCGACCCACUGUCAGGGAUGACUACAAGAGGGCUGUUCUCGGUCCAUCUACAAAACUUCUCCAGGACAAGCAGGACACACAAAUGUGGGUACAUCUGUUCAAGGCGACGUCUGGACUCCUCAGGCAACUCCACACGCGAGAUCUCAGACGACAAUUCUGCCCAGAUGGACACUGGAUCACCUCCAACAUUCCUAUUCCUCUGGAUAAGCCUCAGGAUAUCACCUGGAGGAGGAGAACCAGUCGCACGAGUUACUCGCCAUUUCAGGGCCUCAGGAGCCUUACCCAGGAUCAGGAGGAGAGUGAGCAUGGUCCUCCACUGUCUACCAAGGAGAUUAGAAUGUUGACGCUCCUCCGGGAGGUGCCCUUCAUCGUUCCCUUUAAUGAUCGAGUUAUGGUUCUCCAGUCAUUGAUCUACAGAGAUAAAAUGGAGCACCAGGGUGAGCUCACGCACUUCAUGCAAGGCCCCUCCAUACAAAUAUCCGUCAGGAGGAAUUAUCUGUACGAAGAUGCCCUCGACAAACUCUCCUCUGAGAAUGAACCUGAAUUGAGGCUCAAGAUGAGGGUACAGCUAGUGAAUACUGCUGGGGUCGAGGAAGCUGGAGUCGAUGGUGGAGGUCUCUUCAGGGAAUUUCUCUCUGAAUUGUUGAAAACCAGCUUCGAUCCUAACAGGGGGUUCUUCAGGCUCACAAAGGACAACAUGUUGUAUCCUAAUCCCACUGUUCAUCUUCUCGUUGAUGAUUUCCCCAAGCACUAUUACUUCAUCGGGAGGAUGAUGGGAAAGGCUAUCUAUGAAAAUUUACUCGUGGAGCUGCCUUUUGCUGAAUUUUUCCUGUCGAAAAUUGUGGGUCGACAGUCGGAUGUUGAUGUUCAUCAUUUGGCCUCGCUAGAUCCUGUCAUGUACAGAAAUCUUUUGUACUUGAAGAGUUAUAAGGGAGAUGUUUCGGACUUGGGGCUUGACUUCACUGUACUCUCUGAUGAACUCGGGGAGAGAAGAAUCGAUGAACUGAAGCCCAAGGGUUCACAAAUACCUGUGACCAAUGACAACAGGAUCGAGUAUAUUCAUCUCAUGGCGGAUUAUAAGCUUAAUAAAGAAAUCAGGCCUCAGUGCUUUGCUUUCAAACAGGGAAUUGCUAAUGUUAUACCCUUGGAGUGGCUGCAGAUGUUUAAUAAUAAGGAGAUGCAGGUACUCAUCUCGGGGGCACAAAUACCUGUCGAUGUUGAUGAUUUGAAAAUGCAUACGAAUUAUACCGGGGGCUAUGCGCCUGAUCACCCGACCAUUACUGCUUUCUGGAGGGUCGUCGAAGGAUUCACUAACAAGCAGAAGGGACAGCUCCUCAAGUUUGUUACCAGCUGUAGUCGACCUCCUCUUCUGGGGUUUAAGGAAUUGGAUCCACCGUUCUGCAUACAACAUGCAGGUACCAUCGAUCGACUCCCAACAUCGAGUACCUGCAUGAAUCUUUUGAAACUGCCAGAAUUCCUAGACGAAUCCACACUGCGUGAAAAAUUACUGUACGCCAUCCAAGCUGGUGCUGGAUUUGAACUCAGCUAAUUGGGCCCAUCGAACAAGAAGCAAAAUGCUUUUUAUUUUGUCUUCGUCUGCUGUUUUUGCUGUCGUUGUUCUGACAGGAAUAAUUAAAGACUGUGCCAUUAAAAUAUCUACAAUUCUCGGGGACUUUGUGGAGAUGAUAUUGAAUAUAUUCAAUAGAUCGAAAUGGGACGAAAUUGUUUAACGUAGGGAAUCAUGUAUCUGAGAAGAAUUUAUUUAAUUUCAAUGGGGAGUGGGAGUGGGCGCCUCGUAGAUGAUAUUUUUAGGUAAUUGUAAAUUAUGUAGAUCAACUAGUAUGUUUAAUUUCCAACGCUGGUACAUCGAUUUAUUCAUGAGAAUAAUUUAACGAGUAUUCAGAGGAAAUGAACGUGUGAGGGCUAGAGUUGUGUAUAGAGGAUAAUUGAAUUUUUGCGCUGCACUGUGUGGUGUAUAUGUGAAAUCAAGUAAUUCUUCUACGGUGUCAUAGUGAAAUAAAUGUCAGAUAUUGAUGUAA